AUGUCUGAACCUUUGGCAAUCAAAAUAGUUGAAAACACCCUGAAAUACACAUCUCACGCAGGGAUUGAAUGUUUGGUUGACUUCAACGACAUUCUCUGUGUGUUGUCCAACCAUGUACCCACGUAUAGUGUGCUGUUCUUCCAGAAAACCGAACCAGAUGGCCCCAAUUCUGAGGACUUUUCUUUGAAAAAGAUCGAUAUCGAGUCCCUACCUGCAGCACUAUCUCCGUUUGUGAUCAAGAUCCCCAGCCACCUUCGACAUGAAGAUGAACCACCUGUCAUCCAAGUUGUGGUAUCUAGUGGAUCAGGAACGGGGAAAGCCAAGACAAUCUUUCAAGAUGUUGUACGGCCCCUACUUACAUACGUUGGGUUAGAGAAUUACGAGCUCUACGAAACACAGUCGGCGCAAACUAUCAGCGAGCUCACACGAUCGAAAUUCCUGGAGCGGGCUCAUAAUGGCGUCCCUCAGACCAUCAUCCUUCUUUCUGGUGACGGGGGCCUCAUCGACAUGCUCGAGGGCUUCUACAAAUCCAAGACGGCGAUUGGUAUAUCUCCCAAUAUUGCGUUGAUUCCUUGUGGGACAGGGAAUGCCAUGGCAAAUUCUAUUGGAUUGCGAUCUGGUCCGGUGCCAGGUCUUUCAACACUACUUCGAGGCAGUCCAUCUUCUAUACCGGUCUUCGCUGCCAAAUUCUCACCUGGCAGCCGGCUGGUCAUUGAUGAAGGUCGUCAGCGAGCCGAUAUCGACACCGAUGUUCACCACACAAUAUACGGAGCCGUUGUUGCGAGCUGGGGGCUCCAUGCUGCAUUGGUUGCAGACAGUGAUACAUUCGAAUACCGCAAAUUUGGAGUCGAUCGUUUUAAGCUGGCUGCAAAUGAGCUACUUCAUCCUUCGGACGGCACUCCGCCUCACGAAUUCAAAGGCAAAAUCACAUUAACCACCUCGGAUGGCCCGGGCGAGGCCCGUUCCCAAGAGGCUGUGGGUGGACUUGAGCACAUGUAUGCGCUUGCUACACUCGUUCCACGACUUGAGAAGGAGUUCUUGAUUUCCCCAGACUCAGUGUCGCUAGAUGGACAUUUGAGGUUCAUCCGCUUCGGCCCCAUGUCGGCGGAAGACGCGAUGCACUUGAUGACUCUAGCCUAUCAGGGUGGUCGACAUGUGAUGGAAGAUACGGUCACCUACGCAGACGUUGAGCAAGUUCGAAUCGAUUUCGAAGAAGACGAGGAGAGCCCGUUCGAUUCGAUGCUGAUCACUGCGCGCACCUAUUCAGCCUCCCAGACCCCAGACCAAGGCGCAGCACAACCCUGCCAUAAAAGGUCGCGAUUUCGUACCUUUUCCGGCUGGCAAACAAAUCCGCUGGAUACAAAGGAAGCGACCAAUAUGUUGUUAAUCCAUCAAGUUGGUAGUGUUCGCGUUGGGGAAGUCGUUAGAUACACGAUUACAUACACUCCAGCAGCCGACCCGAUCUUGCCUAUUCCUUCGAAUCUUUACGUGAGGGUGAAGAACACAUCUGCCAUCCCAUUGCGCGCCGCAUACCUUCAUGGUCCGUACACGCUAUACGCCGCUUGCUAUCCCUCGCAUUUUGACCCCAACACCAAAUAUGAGCGACAGGAUCUGGAGGGGACACCGCAGUUUGAGCCCUACCUUAAAGCCGGAGGUGGUUGGGACGCCGUGAUCAAGGUGCCGGCUAAUCUCCUGGAAGCCCACGACUUUGGCUCUCCGGGUCAAGGUGGACCGGCAAGUGGACAGACCGUUAGCUGGAUUGUUGAGAUACAAUCCCAGGUGAUAUUCUCAAGUAGCGCAGCGGUGCAUUUUGAAUUGUUGGUGGGCCGAGAUGAAAAAUCGCUGGCUUAUUUCUCGGGCGGUGCUUGGGGUAGCGGAAAUGGCUCUCCGGGGCCUCCGGCGAAGUUACAAGAUCACUGGGUGCCUGAAACUAGAGGCAGUCAGGUGCUUGCCUCGAAAGGCGUGUACUCAAAAGCAAUCGCUCUACAUGUCGACGAUACCACUAGUCUAUGGAGCAGUCCGCCGUUCCCCUCGGCGAAGCUGGAUUCCAAAAGCGCUGACCAGAAGAGUCAAAACUCCCAAGCUUUGUGUGACAAUCCAGCGCCGGAGGACUCUACUGAAGCUCCGAUGAAGAGCGCCAAGAAGAAGGUUCAUCUCGUGUUACUAACACACGGGUUGCACAGCAACCUCGGUGCAGACAUGCUCUAUUUGAAGGAGAGCAUUGAUGCAGCCAUGAGAAAGUCCAAAAAGGAAGACAGUCAUGCUAGGGCUCCCCAUGUCAACCCUGUUGAUCAGGAAGACCCAACAAGUAAAUCCAGCCAUGUUGAGCAGGGGCAAAAUAACCGGUGUGACGAUAACCACGUCGAUGACGAUGAAGAGCAAGUUAUUGUCAGAGGGUUCUCUGGAAAUGCUGUUCGGACUGAACGUGGGAUUCAAUAUCUGGGCAAACGGCUGGCCAAAUAUGUCCUGCUUCUCACAUAUCCCGAUCAGCCCUAUUUCCCUCUGAAGGGCUCAAAGUCGAACCCAUUUUCUCGGCCUUUCGGUGCUCCCAAGGAGCGAGCUCAACCUUUUUCUCAUUCGGCUGAAUCAACCCCUCAAGAGAAUGCCCAAGAAUUUCAAAGUGAAGACCAUGCUUACCAGAUUACGAGCAUUAGUUUCGUUGGUCAUUCUCUUGGGGGGCUGAUUCAGACAUAUGCAAUCGCGUAUAUCCAAAAACACUCGCCCCAGUUCUUUGAGCAAAUCAGGCCUGUUAACUUUAUUGCUCUUGCAACCCCUUUUCUUGGUCUCAGCAAUGAGAAUCCAAUGUAUGUCCGAUUUGCAUUGGAUUUAGGUCUAGUUGGUCGUACCGGCCAGGAUCUCGGGCUGAGUUGGACGGCACCGAAAGUUCGAAGUGGCUGGGGGGCCAUUAUUGCCGGAAGAGGAGAGUCUGCAAAAGAGCCCGGCCAUUCAGAUCCUGGCUCCAAGCCACUUCUGCGGAUUCUUCCCUGUGGUCCUGCCCACGAGGUUCUUAAGAAAUUCCAGCAUCGUACAGUAUACUCGAAUGUGGUGAAUGAUGGGAUAGUUCCUCUGCGGACAUCUUCUCUUUUGUUCCUAGACUGGAAAGGGUUGGAUCGGGUUGAAAAGGCGAGAAGGGACAAUGGACUUGUUGGAACUAUGGCCGAAUGGGGGUGGGCAGAGUUGACAGGCGCCAAUUCGAAAUCCCCGCGAUUCGCUCGCCCCGAUGGAGAAUCGCCUUUGAGUCUUUCGACAAUGGAGGCCGGUCAUCAGAAUGCGUAUUCUGCGACUCAGGUCACCGCAAGGCCCAAAGGCGACACCCUGGAUGAGCAUACAAUCUCUCCGACGCCGGGACAAUUUCUAGCACCACCUAGUCGCGUGUCCAACCAGAGAAUCCCAGAGGGCGCCACUCUUAGUACUUUUGAGACUGGCGAUGGCGAUGGCACAAUGCCCAUUCCUCAUGGGCCUUCGUCGCAUGAGCACGAAGGAGUGCACACGCCCCCAAAGACAACAUUUUUCGAGUCUGCGGGAGACUUGUUGAUGCCGCCUUUACCACCCGCGGAUUUCAUUUUGGACCCUGCCGCGCGACCCCGGACAAUCUUCCACGACCGCAUCUACCACCCAGGGGAUAUACCACCCCCUCUACCGACAAAGCGACGCACAAUGGCAUUUGGUUCGUUACAGGGCAAGCAAUCGAAGCCGGAGCCUACUCAGGAUCUACCUGCUAGCAUCGCGGACAGCGAAAGUGGCCUCAAGGUCGAAGAAAAGAUUGCGCGAGCCUAUCACCGUGAUCUGACUUGGCGUAAAGUUCUUGUUCGACUUGAGCCCGAUGCCCACAACAACAUUAUUGUGCGGCGCAUGUUCACCAAUGCCUACGGAUGGCCUGUUGUGAAACACUUGGUCGAUACACAUUUCGGCCACACGUCUACUGCAGAAAUGGACGAUUCUCUGAAGCAAAAUGUGGAGUUGGCCAAGUCUCCAGAUGUUGGUCCGACUAGUUCGGGUGAUGAGGUUGAAGGGCAGUCCGAAUCUGUCGAUCAAAAUUCAGUAAGAAAUGCGGACGAUUUGCCAAAUGUAUCCGAUCUUCAUCUGUCGGAAGACGUACCUUCUGGUCCGAGUGACACCUUACCGGCCGAAGACGAAUCGCACAUGAGCACCAACGACAGAAGUCUUGUAUCGAGGCAGGAUUCCGCCCGAUGGACUGAUCGCGAAGUUGUCGAGGAUGACGGCGAGUCCGGCUUCGAAGUGGAAACUAACGCUGGUUUCCGUCACAUAUAA
Molecule: messenger RNA, 4272 nt
Organism: Penicillium mononematosum
Lineage: Eukaryota; Fungi; Ascomycota; Eurotiomycetes; Eurotiales; Aspergillaceae
Product: ATP-NAD kinase PpnK-type
Exons: 5
Coding region: 1-4272 (1423 amino acids)
Molecular function (GO): kinase activity; monoacylglycerol lipase activity
Source: RefSeq, a predicted model, not a curated record